Messenger RNA from Haemonchus placei, 378 nucleotides. The record is from the annotation of a GenBank genome assembly. NCBI's taxonomy places the organism in Eukaryota, Metazoa, Nematoda, Chromadorea, Rhabditida, Trichostrongylidae.
AUGCCAAUGACAACAACAACAGAAGCUAGCGGUCUUGAGGCUUCAGGGGAGAUCGUAACGACGACUCCAUUCCCUACUGAGGUGGCUGCUGUCGAGACUCCAACGCAAACGACCGCUUCACAUCGAACGACUGAAAUCGUCUUCUUUACGCACACCCGCCCAUCUACGUUCAGGGAUCCCGCAUGUCGUGAUAUGCGCUAUUCGUGUGCUUUCUGGUUGCAGCACAACCCAGCCGUUUGUACGGAACAGGCAUCGUUCAUGAAAGGCCAAUGUGCGUACACCUGCAAAUUCUGUAUCUCAGAAAUGGACAUCGCGGACGCGGCAGCUCUCGCCGCAAACGCGGCUGCGGAAGAAUCGCGGCGAAGACGUCAUUUAUAG